Molecule: messenger RNA, 1713 nt
Organism: Staurois parvus
Lineage: Eukaryota; Metazoa; Chordata; Amphibia; Anura; Ranidae
Source: the annotation of a GenBank genome assembly
AUGGAGAGGGAGUGUGUGGAAGAGUUGUGCAACUAUGAGGAGCUCAGAGAGAUCAAAGAGUCAGAUGACGCCACGUCUGGUGGCCCUGCCUGGGUGGGUGCUGAUCAUAAUGUUGCUGUGGUUGGAUUACCUAUAUCUACUUCUCUGACAGGUGACUGUGCAUCCGGACUCGGGCAGAAUUACAGAGGGAGCAUCAGUGUCACCAGAUCUGGAACAGAGUGUCAGUACUGGGGCAGCAGGUUUCCGCACAUAACAAAGGUAAAUCCAAACACUCAUCCUGACAAAAACCUGACAGGGAACUAUUGCCGAAACCCAGAUGGUAACACGCUUGGUCCAUGGUGUUACACAAAAGACCCUGAAAAGCCCAAAGAGGAGUGUGCUGUGCCUGUAUGUGGUGAGGUACAAAAAAAAACCACAGUGGAGCCGAUCCUUAUAGUAAAACAGGAACCUGUACAGACAGAAGAGGAACACUGCGAGCCCAACCGCGGAUUAGAAUAUGAAGGGACUCUGGCGGUGACCAUAUCAGGGCUGCCAUGUCUCCCCUGGGACUCAGCAGAUGUGGAACUGCACAGUCGCAAGGACUUCCGUAAAGAGGUUGUAUUGAAGGAAAAUUAUUGCAGGAACCCAGACGGGGAUGAUGAGGGAGUGUGGUGCUAUGUAUCGCACAUCAACAUGACGUUUGAUUACUGUCACUUAAUCUACUGUGACAACCCUGUAGAUGAAGAACUACCCUCUGUCAUUGGGGGACGCACAGACACUGUACAGCAUCAGACCUUCUUUGAUGGCGACUCGGAAUCGAUUAAUAAUGUUGUCUCUUUUGGUCCUCCUCCUGCAGUGUGUGGACAGAGGCCUCUCUUUGAACAGAAGAAAGUGAAAGACAAGGGCGAGGAAGAGUUAAUAUUGUCCAUGCAGGGUCGUGUUGUGAAGGGAGAGGAUGCCGAGCGGGGCAGUGCACCGUGGCAGGUGAUGAUCUUUAAAAAACAGCCGCAGGAGCUGCUCUGUGGGGCAAGUCUUAUAAGUGAUACCUGGAUACUCACAGCAGCUCACUGCAUCUUCUACCCACCCUGGGACAAGAACUUCACAGAGGACGACCUACUGGUGCGCAUUGGAAAGCACAACCGCUUGAAGUAUGAAAAGCAAGAUGAAAGAAUUCUAAAGGUUCAACGCAUUGUCAAGCACCCAAAAUACAACUGGAAGGAAAAUCUUGACCGAGACAUCGCACUUAUGCAGUUGAAACGACCUUUAAUCUUCACCAGCUACAUCCACCCUGUGUGCCUGCCCACCAAGGAGAUCGUACAAUCACUUUUUCAGGCAGGAUACAAAGGUCGAGUGACAGGUUGGGGGAAUCUUCAGGAAAACUGGAGCACUGGAGGUCCUAAGCUCCCACAGGUCCUACAGCAGAUUAACCUUCCCAUUGUGGAGCAGGAGAGGUGCAAAUCCUCCACCAAGGUCAAGGUCACAGAUAACAUGUUCUGUGCAGGUUACAAGCCAGAAGACAACAAAAGAGGAGAUGCUUGUGAAGGAGACAGCGGUGGUCCUUUUACUAUGAAGGACCCAGUCAGCAAUCGCUGGUACCAAAUGGGAAUAGUCUCCUGGGGUGAAGGCUGCGACCGUGAUGACAAGUUUGGCUUCUACACACAUGUGCACCGUUUGCGGAAAUGGAUUAUGAAGAUUAUAGAGCAAUGUGCCUCUUCUGAGAGCGGGCAUAUAUAA